AUGCUAUUCCAGAUCCAAAACUCCCCCUUCUCCCCAGUCCUGGUCGACAGACUCCUCUCAACAAUCAUGGCUCUCCUCCCAGCACCUCAUGAAACAGCAACAACAACAACUCUCAAACACCCACACACAACACACCCAUAUCGAAACCGAACCCAUUCCCCAGACGAGCUAGUAGACCUCGCAAUCGCAAGCCACAUAGCCCGCAUCCUGAAACGCUCCCGCAUCGGCGGCGAUGAAUCAUUCUUCAUAGCAGAUCUGGGCCAAAUCCUUCGACAACACCGUCGUUGGACGCUGAAUAUGCCCGGUAUACGGCCUUACUACGCAGUAAAAUGCAACCCAGACCCACCAUUCCUCCGCGUCCUCUCAGAACUAGGAACAGGCUUCGACUGCGCCUCAAUCGCAGAAUUACGGCUAGUGCUAAGUCUCGGCGUCGACCCGGCCAGAAUCCUCUUCGCGAAUCCAUGUAAAGCACCAGCAGCCGUGUCCUUCGCGCACGAGGCUGGUGUCCUACGGACAACAUUCGAUAAUAUCGAUGAGCUGGAUACUAUCAAGACAUAUAUGCCGGAUGCACAGCUUCUGCUCCGCAUCUAUGCGAAUGAUGAAAGUGCGUUUAUCUGCUUGUCGGAGAAGUUCGGGGCGCCGCUCGAUACGACCGAGGAGUUACUGGAGAGGGCGUGGGAGCUUGGGUUGAAUGUUAUUGGAGUUAGUUUUCAUGUUGGAACGGGCGCUACGAACCCAGCAUCAUUCUGUAAAGCCAUCAAAGACGCCCGGACUGCAUUUACCCAAGCAACAAGAAUAGGCUUCCACCCCCAGAUCCUCGACAUCGGCGGCGGAUUCCAAGACGACUGUUUCGAGACCAUGGCGCCAGUCCUGCGAGAAGCGAUUCGAUCCGAGUUCCCAGAAGGUGUAACUACCAUCGCGGAACCGGGUCGGUUCUUUGCGAGGAGUGUGUAUACGCUUGUUUGUCGGGUGAUUUCGCGGCGACGGCAGCUGGGGAAUGCGGCUGUAUCGGGUGUUCCGGAUAUGCUGUAUCAGAAUGAUGGGGUAUAUGGGAAUUUCAUGAAUGUUAUCAUGGAGAAGGAGGUUAUGGUUCCUUAUUUGGUUAAGAAGGAGGGUAGGAACUUGUUGGUUAAGAGUAAGGGGGAGAAUCCAGGGAAGGAUGGGCAGGCUGGGUCUCAUCGGUAUUCGAUUUGGGGUCCGACGUGUGAUAGCACUGAUUGUGUUGUUCGGGAGGUGACGUUCAAUUCGGAGGUUAGGGUUGGGGAUUGGCUUAAAUAUAAGAAUAUGGGUGCAUAUACGAGUACGACUGCCACUCAGUUCAAUGGGUUUAGUAGUACCUAUGACACGUUCUAUGUCAACAGUGAAUCGCUGAUUGAUUUUUAG
Messenger RNA from Penicillium bovifimosum, 1383 nucleotides. Its product is annotated as type III PLP-dependent enzyme. The coding region runs from base 1 to 1383 and encodes 460 amino acids. Gene Ontology annotation, molecular function: ornithine decarboxylase activity. The record is from RefSeq and is a predicted model, not a curated record. The transcript is spliced from 4 exons. Gene Ontology annotation, cellular component: cytoplasm. Lineage: Eukaryota; Fungi; Ascomycota; Eurotiomycetes; Eurotiales; Aspergillaceae.